Alternaria ethzedia is the source of this 351-nucleotide messenger RNA. RefSeq lists its product as uncharacterized. NCBI's taxonomy places the organism in Eukaryota, Fungi, Ascomycota, Dothideomycetes, Pleosporales, Pleosporaceae. The record is from RefSeq and is a predicted model, not a curated record. The coding region runs from base 1 to 351 and encodes 116 amino acids. Gene Ontology annotation, cellular component: cytosol; microtubule cytoskeleton. Gene Ontology annotation, molecular function: beta-tubulin binding. Gene Ontology annotation, biological process: tubulin complex assembly; post-chaperonin tubulin folding pathway. The transcript is spliced from 3 exons.
AUGGCGCCUCCAUCUAAACUCACGAUCGCAACUGGCGUCGUAACCCGCCUUGUCAAGGAAGAAGCCAGCUACCACAAGGAAAUCGAGCAGCAAGAGGCGCGCAUCAAGAAGGCCGAGGCCAAUGAGGGAGAUGAGAACGGCGAAUACACCCUGAAGCAAGAGCGUCAAGCACUCCAGGAGACCAAGAACGUCCUGCCUGGCAUGAAGACCAAGAUCGAGCAGGCAGUUGAGCGGCUGGAGGAGGAGCUUGAGAACAACAAAGAAGGCGGCGCCCAGGCAUCACCGGAGGAAAUCACCAAGGCGAAAGAGGCUGUCGAAAAGGGCAAGGCGGCCAUGCGUGAAGCUUCUUAG